AUGACAGCGCUGCUGAUAAUCAUCACCAUUUAUUUCAUAGAGAUGGACGACCAUAGGAAAACCGAUGAACUUAGACGACUUAGAAAGCAGCCUAAAGAUGUUGAAAACCUGAAGGCACAGCUACUUGACAAGGAUAAAUCGCCAGAGGAAUGCGAAACUGAUUCGUUGAAAAGAGCACUGAAGAAUGCAAAAUUUGACAAACAUGUCAAGAACGAUGGAAUAAAGAAAGAACCAAGGGAAAAAGCUGUCAUCCAUUUCGACGAGGCGCACUCGGACCCGCAGUUCGUGCUGCACAGAGGCGAGAGCAGCGCCACCUGGGGAGGCGAGCCCGAGCAUCUCAGCCCGGGCCAACGCAUCUACCUCGGCAACUGGCGCCUGUGGGGCGCGGAAGGCUUCACGUCCGGGACGCACUACUGGGAGGUCCAGGUGGAGGACGGCUCGGCCUGGUUCGUGGGCGUCUCCGUGAACUCCUACAAGGCCAGGUCGUGGCUGAAGUCCCUCCCGAGCAGCGGGCUGUGGCUGGUCAUGCUGUGGAACGUCGGAAAGGGCAAGUACCCCUCCAGGAGCCUGGGGAAGGCGGUCAAGUUAGUCGAGAUGACCAAGGUCGGGGUUCUGCUGGACUUCGACGGCGGGCAGGUUGGUGGAGUUGAUCUUUUCUGGUUUUGUUUUAGUAAGGUCCGGUUCGCUGUACCGCUCCUCCCACCUUACUCCAUGCUCCUUCUAAUGCUCCAGGCAACAAGUAAGAAAAUGACCAUACUGCUCAAAUACAUAAGUGGCUUUGAAAUGCUACAUGUGAAGGCAUGAUGGUGCAAAUGGACUGGCAUGGCUGCUCAGUUCACCAAUGCGUUAUUCAUUGAAACGGUGCAGAACAGAAGCAGGGUUACACUUUUCGGCCCAUCAAGUUGGUCAGCCAUUCAGCACAUUGAUCGUUGAUCCUCUAUUGCAAAGCCAUAUUCCGACUCUCAGUCUUCCCUCUACUCUUUGAUGCCUUUGGCGUCUAGAAAUGUAUCUAUUUCUUGCUUAAGCAUAUUCAGUGACUUGGUCUCCACAGCUUUCUUAGCAGAGAACUCCACAGGUUCACCCACCCUCCAAAAGAAGGUAUUUCUCCACAUCUGCACUCUAUACCCUGGUUAAUGUCAAAAGAUUUUCACAGGAAGGUAAUAAUCAUACAGGAGGGUAAAUUUGCAAAUGCAAUGGGACUAUUCAUUAUUCCAGCAAUUCAACCCAACCCAUCAGUGGGAUGGGAUCAGGCUUAAUGCACCCAGAGUAACAAUGUUGAAAACUAGGCAAACCUACUCAUUAUGAAGCUGAUGCAUGUGGGGGCAGGAAGUACAAUACUGGGAGGGGUUUAAACCAAAAAUUCAAAAUGAGUGAUAUCCCAAUUGGCAACUUGAUCUAACACCCGACUCACAUCCCCUUAGCUCCAGCCCUUGAAGUCUGUGACUAUAGGCUCUCACUGGAAACAAGGAAAUCACCCAGAUUUUUUUUACAUCAUGAUUCUCCCAUCUUGUAGCAUUCAGAUAUUGUCCAGAGAAAAAAGUGCAUGCCCAAUCCAUGAGUGGAGUGGGCAAAAUCUACCACCUAGCAACAGAAUUUAAGAGACCCUCCUGCCUGUGAGUUUGUAGCACCAUUGUGUGACUCUGAAAUUGUAGCUUGUAAUUGUUCAGUGAAUGUAAUCCAAUCAGCCCUGAUGCUGUUGUACCAGCUUAAGUCUUCCUGUUGAAUUUUUUUCAUCAAUAUGUAAUACAUGUAACAAAGCAGUGUGCCUGCACAGAACCAGGCUGUGUACUGUGCAUGAAUUGAAUGUCCUUCUUUGAUUGAAUUGUU
This is a messenger RNA of Hemiscyllium ocellatum (epaulette shark), 1827 nucleotides long. Its product is annotated as butyrophilin subfamily 3 member A1-like. The record is from RefSeq and is a predicted model, not a curated record. Gene Ontology annotation, molecular function: protein binding. Lineage: Eukaryota; Metazoa; Chordata; Chondrichthyes; Orectolobiformes; Hemiscylliidae. The transcript has 10 exons. Bases 1 to 804 code for a protein of 267 amino acids.